Molecule: messenger RNA, 1389 nt
Organism: Scleropages formosus (Asian bonytongue)
Lineage: Eukaryota; Metazoa; Chordata; Actinopteri; Osteoglossiformes; Osteoglossidae
Gene: bcat1
Product: branched chain amino-acid transaminase 1, cytosolic
Exons: 11
Coding region: 109-1290 (393 amino acids)
Biological process (GO): L-leucine biosynthetic process; L-valine biosynthetic process
Cellular component (GO): mitochondrion
Molecular function (GO): branched-chain-amino-acid:2-oxoglutarate transaminase activity
Source: RefSeq, a predicted model, not a curated record
CAGAACCCAACGAGCGACUGUACAGUGCAGCGCUUAAUCUGUAAUCGGUUUAACUCGCGCUGACAGCGCGGCGCGGCUGCAGCGCGACACUACCGCUCCGCAUCCAUCAUGGCGAGCGCUCCGACGGUGCACGCGCCAGCCGCGGGCUCCACCACAUCCCUCCAGGGCCCCAGAGAGGAAACUGGCCUGGAAGGAGCCGUUCCUAUUUUUAAGGCAGCAGAUGUGGUCAUUGAACGGUCUCCUACGUUCAGUGCCAAACCAGAGGUGACCACCCUGGUGUUUGGGAAUGUCUUCACGGACCACAUGCUAACUGUCGAGUGGACCGGUGAUGAGGGCUGGAAGAAACCCCACAUCAGACCUUUCCAUAACCUGUCUGUCCACCCAGCAAGUUCUGCUUUGCACUAUGCUGUCCAGCUCUUUGAAGGAAUGAAGGCAUACUGGGGGCAAGAUGGCAGGGUGCGGCUCUUCAGACCGAUGCUCAACAUGAAGAGGAUGCUCAAGUCUGCAGAGAGGGCCUGUCUGCCGAGCUUUGAUGGCGAGGAGCUGCUGGAAUGCAUCAGGAAGCUGGUGGAGACUGACCAGGAUUGGGUCCCCCGCUCAGAUUCUGCUAGCCUCUACAUCCGACCCGUUUUGAUAGGCACCGAGCCCUCUUUGGGUGUGAAGAAGCCAUCACGUGCGCUCCUCUAUGUCAUCCUCAGUCCAGUUGGGUCCUACUUCAGCACCAGCACCAAGCCACUGUCCCUGUGGGCUGAUCCAAAAUAUAUACGGGCCUGGAAAGGGGGAACUGGAGACUGCAAGAUGGGCGGGAACUAUGGUAACUCAAUCUACGCUCAGUAUGAGGCAGCAGCCUACGGGUGCCAGCAGGUUCUCUGGCUGUACGGGGAAGACCAUCAGAUCACUGAGGCGGGCACUAUGAACCUCUUCCUUCACUGGAUCAAUGAAGAUGGGGAAGAGGAGCUAGCCACCCCUCCACUAGAUGGAGUCAUUCUACCUGGGAUCACACGUCAAAGCAUCAUAGAACUUGCCCAAAAAUGGGGGGAGUUUAAAGUUUCGGAGCGCUCCAUCACAAUGGCACACCUGGAGCGUGCUCUGAAGGAGAACAGGGUCAUGGAGCUGUUUGGUUCCGGUACUGCAUGUGUUGUGAGCCCAGUAGGGCACAUUAUGUACCAGGGCAAGAGUUUGCACCUCCCCUGGCAGGAGAACACUCCCCGGUUGUCUUCCAGACUUCUGAAAGAGCUCACAGACAUUCAGUACGGACGGAUCCCCAGUGACUGGAGCUUCCUGGUGUAGACAAAUUGGUGGACGUUCAGAUGACCGAGUGAGAGAGAAGGAACAACGCAAUACACACACAUUUUCAGAACCGCUUGUCCCAUACGGGGUCGCGGGGAA